Ipomoea nil (Japanese morning glory) is the source of this 2462-nucleotide messenger RNA. RefSeq names its product peroxisomal fatty acid beta-oxidation multifunctional protein AIM1-like. Gene Ontology annotation, biological process: fatty acid beta-oxidation. The coding region runs from base 77 to 2260 and encodes 727 amino acids. Gene Ontology annotation, cellular component: peroxisome. Lineage: Eukaryota; Viridiplantae; Streptophyta; Magnoliopsida; Solanales; Convolvulaceae. Gene Ontology annotation, molecular function: NAD+ binding; (3S)-3-hydroxyacyl-CoA dehydrogenase (NAD+) activity. The transcript has 18 exons. The record is from RefSeq and is a predicted model, not a curated record.
GUCAUCAGAUCAUCACUAUCUACUCGCUUUCCCAUUCUGAAUCAGUUUUUUGUCUGCAAAUCAAAGUGGAAAGGACAUGGCGGUGCCUACUGUUACGAUGGAGGUCGGAAACGACGCCGUUGCUCUCAUCACCAUCUCCAAUCCUCCCGUUAACGCCUUAGCUCUUCAAAUAUUUGCGGGAUUGAAGGAGAAGUUUACGGAGGCAUUGAGGAGAGACGAUGUUAAAGCUAUAGUUUUGACUGGAAAGGGCGGGACGUUCUCUGGCGGUUUUGACAUCAACGUAUUUAAAAAAGUUCAUGAGACUGGAGAUAAUUCUUUAUUGCCUAAUGUGUCUGUUGACCUCUUGUCCAACACAAUAGAAGAUGCCAAAAAACCGGUUGUUGCUGCCAUGCAAGGACUUGCACUUGGAGGUGGCUUAGAAUUGGCAUUGGCAUGCCAUGCACGCAUUGCCGCAACUAGAGCUCAGCUUGGCUUGCCAGAGCUCACCCUUGGUGUUAUCCCUGGCUCUGGAGGCACACAGCGUCUUCCAAGACUUGUUGGAUUGCCAAAGGCUAUUGAAAUGAUGCGAACAUCUAAACCUAUAACAUCAGAAGAAGGGAAUAAAUUAGGUCUUGUUGAUGCAGUUGUGCCCCCAGCAAAAUUGAUUGAUGUGUCACGCCAAUGGGCACUAGAUAUUGCUGCAUGUCGCAAACCUUUGUUGCGUUCCCUUCACAGGACUGACAAACUUUGUGCCCUUUCAGAAGCACUCAAUAUUUUGAAAGUGGCUAGACAACAGGCAAAGCAAACUGCUCCCAACUUGCCUCAUCACCUGGUAUGCAUUGAUGUAAUUGAAGAAGGUAUUCUCCAUGGAGGACAUAGUGGAGUGUUAGAGGAGGCCAGAGUAUUUAAGGAUAAGCUUGUAUUAUCAGAUACUUCUAAAGGUCUUGUUCAUGCAUUUUUUGCACAAAGGGCGACAUCUAAGGUGCCUAGCAUCACUGAUAUAGGCCUCAAACCAACAUCAAUAAAGAAAGUUGCUGUUAUUGGUGGGGGUUUAAUGGGUUCUGGUAUAGCUACAGCUCUUCUUCUGAGCAAUAUAACUGUUGUUCUUAAGGAAAUUAACCCUGAAUACCUUAGCAAGGGAUUAAAAACCAUUGAAGGAAAUGUUCGUGGUUUGGUGUCAAGGAAGAAGUUGGCUCAAGACAAAGCUGAAAAGUCUCUGUCAAUUCUUAAAGGUGCACUGGAUUACUCAGAAUUUAGGGAUGUGGAUAUGGUUAUAGAGGCUGUGAUUGAAAAUGUUCCACUGAAACAAAAGAUAUUCAGUGACAUUGAGAAGGCAUGUCCUUCACAUUGUAUUUUGGCAACCAACACAUCAACUAUAGACCUCAACAUAAUUGGCCAGCAGACCAGAUCUCAAGAUCGGAUUAUAGGGGCCCACUUUUUUAGUCCUGCUCAUGUGAUGCCUCUUUUGGAGAUCGUACGGACAGAGAAGACUUCAGCUCAAACAAUUCUUGACCUUAUUACAGUUGGGAAAGCAAUAAAAAAAGUACCAGUUGUUGUUGGUAAUUGUACUGGCUUUGCUGUCAAUAGGACCUUCUUUCCAUACUCACAGGGAGCACAUUUCCUGGUCAACCUGGGAGUGGAUGUUUUCAGGAUUGACAAGCUAAUUGCAGAUUUUGGUCUCCCUAUGGGCCCAUUCCAGCUUCAAGAUUUAUCAGGAUAUGGUGUUGCUGUUGCAGUAGGAAAAGAAUUUGCUUCUGCUUUUGCAGACCGUACAUAUCAGUCUCCUUUGCUUGACCUCCUUAUUAAAAGUGGACGGAAUGGUAAAAAUAAUGGAAAAGGAUACUACAUUUACGAGAAGGGAAGUAAACCAAAACCUGAUCCUUCAGUACUUCCACUUGUAGAGCAGUCUAGAAGGCUCACUAACAUUAUGCCUGGAGGGAAGCCGAUAUCUGUCACCGACCAAGAAAUUGUCGAGAUGAUACUGUUUCCUGUUGUUAAUGAGGCAUGUCGAGUCUUGGAUGAAGGGAUAGUUGUUCGAGCAUCAGAUCUUGAUGUUGCUUCUCUUCUUGGAAUGAGUUUCCCAUCUUACCGUGGCGGAAUUGUUUACUGGGCAGACACUGUUGGUGCCAUGCACAUAUACACGAGCCUCAAGAAGUGGUCAGAAUUGUACGGUAUUGGGAACUUCUUCAAGCCGUCGAGAUUCUUAGAAGAGAGAGCACUGAAAGGCAUCCGAUUGAGUGCACCUGCUUCGACGUCUUCAGCUACAAGAUCGCGUAUCUAAGACACUGUUUGGCUGACGAUCCAACCUUCGAAUAUGCCCAGAUGGAAAUAAAUCCCAUAUGCUGCCCAAUAAAUGUAUGCAUAAUAGAAUUGUUCAUUUGUUUUUAUAUUUUACAAGUUUCAAAAUUGUGAUUUAGAGGUAUCUUUUCCCUUGCCUAAUAAGAGUCAUGGAAUGACAUUCUAAUUCAAUAAUGUUGUUUUUU